ACAGGAGGAGAAGGGAGGUUUAGGGCCCAUCCUCUGCCCUCACCCAAAAUGGCCGCGGGCGCGCCCGUCCGUCCCUGAGGCGGGCCCAGCGCUGAGGGCGCGGGACGCGGAGGCGGCCGCGGAUCCCUUUCGAACAGGGCUGGAUCCCGGCAGUGAGAUUUAAUGAGUCAAACUGAGCUGUUGGGAGUUUCUGUUGAAGAUGUACAUGUUGGUUGAAAAACGCACAAAUUCCCAUCUUCACCUAAAGAGGUCACCUGGCAUCCGAUCCUGGUCUCUCUGUGUUGGAAUAGCCUCCAUAGGUUUGGCUGCUGCUUAUUAUAGUGCAGACAGCUUGGCAUGGAAGCUCUUCUACAUGGCUGGGUGUUUCUUUGUGGCAGCCCAGAAUCUGGAGCAGUGGGAGGAAGCUGUAUUUGAUAAGAACAAGGGAACAAUCUGCCUAAAAACAUUCAACCUCUACAAAAAAAUACUGACCUUGUCAAAAGGAGGCAAUGAACAAGUGGUGGCCGUGCUGAGCGAGAUCCGCGAUGUGAACGUGGAGGAGGAGGCCGUGCGCUAUUUCGGGAAGGGUUACCUGGUUGUGCUGCGCUUCGUCACCGGCUUCUCACACCCGCUCACCCAGAGUGCAGUGCUGGGCUGCAGAAGUGAUGUGGAAGCAGUUGCCAAACUCAUCACGAGUUUUCUGGAACUGGACAGAGUAGAGACCCCACAAGAUUUCUCCCAGAGCAGCGAAACAGAGGCAAGUGAUGCAGAUGAACCACAGGUUAAAUACUGAUAGUCACUGUGAACUGAAGCAAGCAGAGGCUUUCACACAUCUGGAAAAUAUUCUGAUUGUUCUUCAGAAAAAGAAACCACUCACAACCUUGACCUGGGCAUUUCUCAACGCGUGCAUUUAUAGUGAGUGGAAUCUGUCAUAGUUUAGAGCUAAACUGCUUCAAGACCCUGCAUGUGGACACUGCUGGCUUUUGAACUUUUGUCACCUCAUAAACCUGUCUAGGAAUAGUUAUUUAUGAAUGAAUUGGUUUGAAAUAAUUGCUUUUCCAUUAAUGAAGAUACAGAUGUGAACUUCUGCUUACUGCAAACAUUUGCUGCAGGUACAGUAUAUGAAAUGUAGAAGAGGUGAAUUUGUAACUCAAAACACAAUGCUUUGAGGCUUCCCCUUUAAUAUAUGCAAUUAGGAGAUGCAGAGUAGUGGCACUUUUAUGUUCUCUACUACUGACUUGCCAUUGGAUAUAUGUGGAAAUUGAAGUCUGAGUGCCUCUCUUGGAAUUUUAAACAUCAGGUUGAUCAACUUGUAACAGUGUCUUAACUUAUCUCGGACUCACCAAGGAGCCAUAAAUAGCAAAGGAAAAAUGAUCAUGAUGAAAUGUCUUUGGGAUGUUCUACCUUAAUCCUGUUCUGCUUAACUUCUGGGUAGGACAGAGCAAUCUUUUUCUAGACCUCAAUGUUUACCAUUUAAACUGUGUAUUUAGAAGGGAAGCAGGGACAUAUGUAACUUUAGGUAGGGAAAAGACUGAUGUCAAAGAAAGUGGUAGGUUAGAGUUGUUAUUUCCUCACUUGAAAUGAUGCCCAAGUGCUAAAUAAUAACUUUUUUUAAGGUAGGUAGCAUAGACUAAAUGUCUGACUUGUUCCUGUGUUUUACUCCAGGUGUGUGGUGUCCUCUAUUCUGACCAAUGGUUUCACAAAUAGUUAAAAUAUAAAUUUUUUCAAGGUAUUUCUAAAGUAAAAGCUACCUCUGUUAGUCAACAUAAUCUGUCUAGAACUCCAUCAUGCUUACAUUGAUAUGUCAGUACAAGAAAAUUGUAAAAAGCUGCAAGUUCCUUCAGCAUGCUAUAGCUGCUUGUACUGAAGUUCACUAGGUUUUAUUUAGGAAUCUUACGGUCUUUAGACCUGAUUUAGGAAAUAUUUACACAGUUACAGGAGAUCUGAACAGGGUACGAGGUAACUGUGUUGUCUGCUUUCACGGUUGGCCAGCAGCAAAUGUCUCCUGGCAGCAGUUUCUUCAGAAAUUAAAAGAACCUGUGUUCUUGUUUCCAAUCACUCUACCUCUACAGAGAGAAGGCUCUGAAAAGUUUUUGGUAGAAGGCACAUCCUGUUGUGUGUUCCAGUUUGGUCUGCAGCUGAGCACCUGCUCAUCAAAGAUUUCCCUUCCAGCUGUUCAGACCCAGGAUGUGAGCAGAGGCAGAGCCUGGUGUUGUCAGUGGAAGGUACUCACACUGCAGCGGGGACGUGGCUGUUGAUGUAGCUUGCCUGCAGACAGAACUAGUUCUGUUUCCUUUAAAUAAGAUAAAAAACUUGUAAUCAUGUCAGGUAUCUGUACAGACCUCUGCCAGUACACGUUCCUGAAAGUCCUCUCAGUUGUUGGGGUAAUCGUGGGGCUUUUGGUGCCUACCCCACACCACUGGAACUGGGAAGCUGCUGCGUAUGAAUGUGGAAAAAGUAGGUUGCAGGCAAUAAGCUAAAUUUGCCUUUAUUCUCCAGCACAGCUGUAGGCUAAGCAUAAUCAUCAAACCUGUUUAAAAAAUGUUGCAGGGUGUAACACUUUAUGUAGAGUUCCUCAUGGAUUUGGUUAUGGCAAUGUCUGUGCACUCCUCAGCAAGGGGAUCCGCUUGCAGAACUGUGGAAAGCAGGUGCAGCUCAGGACAGGGUCCACUCUUCCCUUUUUGGAUGAGUCCUCUCUCAUCCUCCUUUUCUGCCACCUCUCACCAUUCUGCUGAAGGCUUUCCUGGGUGGUUUUGGGCCCAGCAAAGUCAAAGGCCCAGUAAACAGAGCCUUACCUGUGCCUGCUGUGAAGUGACUUGGACUCAAAGGAAUUAUGUGAAAGACUCAUUUUGGUUAGGAAAUUAGGAACUCCUGGGAGACUCUCACAGAUGUGGUCAUUAACCUUUGCAUCUCAGGCUGUCUGGACAGCUGUAGUUUGCAUGACUUACUGAUUUUAAAAGCUGCAUAGCAGACCUUAGGUCAGCUCUAACACCCUGACCCCUAAACCAGCCUUCUGUCAUGUCCUUCCCUGUAACUGUUUGCUGAGUGCCACUUGGCAGCUUCAGCUCAUGCUUGGGCAGCUCGGUGGCACUUCCACGCAUGGCUGUGCUGGGAUGGGACUGGGGCUGUGGCUGCUGCAGUGAGCAAAAGCCUGAGUGCAUCUGUGCAGAGGGAGAGCACUGCUUUGUGUAACCUUUGUGUAACCUUUGUGUAACUCGUACUUCAGUACUUCACAAUGAAGUAUCCCAUGUCUGGCAUCAACUGUGCAGGUCUCAAAGAAAAUCCACAUAUUUAUACCUGAGAUCCGACUCUUGGGCUGUAUUUAUGAAGUUACACAGAUGAUAAAACCUCAGCUGGCUCACCUAAUAAAUAAAGAGUGCUAGUUCUGCCAGUGUCAUAGAUGGCUGAGACAAAAAUAUUUCUGGAAAAUGUUUGGAAAUUGCCUUUUUUUUUAACUUUAAAAUUGCAAGUAGAAUUUCAGCAAGGCCUUGUAUUGUCUUUUUUUAAAAAAACGUUCAUUGAUAAAAAACUUUGAUAACUUGUUUUGCAUCGCUGUAGUAUUUUGUAUUGUUUUUAAUUAAAAUUAUUAAAAUAUUAA
This is a messenger RNA of Taeniopygia guttata (zebra finch), 3577 nucleotides long. RefSeq names its product cytochrome b-245 chaperone 1 (gene CYBC1). The record is from RefSeq and is a predicted model, not a curated record. NCBI's taxonomy places the organism in Eukaryota, Metazoa, Chordata, Aves, Passeriformes, Estrildidae.